AUCAUCAUCCUCCGAUACUCUUAGAGUCAGACGUCAGAUAUUUUCUCAAUAUAACUGGAGUAGAAGCGGAUUUACUCUCAUCAGAUUGGAGCUGUUGUUUCCAAAUCAGAAGCGUCACACAGCCAAGAUGAAACUAAAAGAGAAGGCGCUCAUUGUCCUGCUGUGUGUGACUGCUAUCUGUGUGUCAUGGAGAGGAUAUAGGCCAUGCUCCCUGCCUCAGGACAAAAGCCCCUGUGCUUGUGAGCGAUGUUUAUCUGAAGAUGAUCUGUGGUUUAUGAAGCGUUUCAACAAAUCUGUUGAACCAUUUUUGUCAGCAAACUACAAUCUCUCAGAGGACGUUUUCAACUGGUGGAAGCGCUUACAGAGUGAAAAGGGCAACUUCAGUACCUUCAGACAAACAGUGGACAGGCUGUUUCUGACGGUCCCACCCAGUCCAGAUCUUCUAGAAUCCAGCCCUGACCGCUGCAGGACUUGUGCUGUGGUGGGGAAUUCUGUGAAUUUGAGGAGAUCACAUUAUGGACCGCUCAUAGAUUUCCACGAUGUCAUCAUACGAGUGAAUACUGGUCGAAUCGAAGGCUAUGAAGCAGAUGUUGGGACCAGAACAACUCAUCGUGUCAUGUAUCCAGAGAGUUCUAUGGAUUUAGAUAACACCACUCAUCUUGUGCUGGCUCCAUUUAAGAUAGUUGAUUUUGAAUGGCUCACAAAGGCCCUCACCACAGGAUUCAAAGGACGACCACGUUGGGGUUUUAAAUCAAAAAUCAAAGCUAACAAUGAUUUGGUGAUGGUCCUUAAUCCAGCUUUUAUGAGGUAUGUUCAUGACCUGUGGCUGGAAAAGAAGGGCAAGUACCCCUCCACCGGCUUUCUGGCUUUGAUUCUUGCCCUUCAUAUGUGUGACGAGGUCAGUGUGUUUGGUUAUGGAGCAGACAGUGACGGAAACUGGAGUCAUUACUGGGAAAAACUAAACAACAAAAGGUUAAAAACUGGACCACAUCCUGGAGAUACAGAGUAUAGAAUGAUCCAGGAGCUAGAUGAUCUACAGGAACUCAGGUUUUAUACAGGGUUCUGAUUCUGUUCUCUCAGCAUUUAAAGGAAGGUUAGUAGUAGGUAACAGUAGAAGAACCUGAAGGGCUGCAUUUUUCCACAGUUAAGACGGUUAAGAUACCAAUCUUUGUGUUUUUGGACGUGUAUGUAGAUCUCCUGGGUUUGCUAGACAGAUGCUACUUCUGAAGGAUUAUUUGCAUGUGUUAAUGACUGGAAGACAAACUAUACAAUUACAGUGUGUGUUUACACUAUAGAUAGCCAACUAGUGUAGAAUGCACAAGUUAUGAUUGGGACAAGUAGAAUAAAAGUUAGGGAUAAAAUGCUGUGUCAAAAUGUCUUGUUGUUUACAUUGAAUAAAUAAGGUUGGGGUAA
Sander lucioperca (pikeperch) is the source of this 1413-nucleotide messenger RNA. Its product is annotated as CMP-N-acetylneuraminate-beta-galactosamide-alpha-2,3-sialyltransferase 1-like. The record is from RefSeq and is a predicted model, not a curated record. The transcript has 7 exons. Gene Ontology annotation, molecular function: beta-galactoside (CMP) alpha-2,3-sialyltransferase activity. NCBI's taxonomy places the organism in Eukaryota, Metazoa, Chordata, Actinopteri, Perciformes, Percidae. Bases 128 to 1066 code for a protein of 312 amino acids.